Molecule: messenger RNA, 1211 nt
Organism: Microstroma glucosiphilum
Lineage: Eukaryota; Fungi; Basidiomycota; Exobasidiomycetes; Microstromatales; Microstromataceae
Product: Phosphoenolpyruvate/pyruvate domain-containing protein
Exons: 3
Coding region: 60-1142 (360 amino acids)
Biological process (GO): oxaloacetate metabolic process
Molecular function (GO): magnesium ion binding; catalytic activity
Source: RefSeq, a predicted model, not a curated record
CCCAGACGAUCCUCAUCCUGCUUCCUCCAAAGAUCACGAUGAUAUCGGCAGCAACGCCCAUGGCACUCGUUGCCAGGCAUGCUCCGGCUGUGAGCAUGUCUCGCUUUGCUAAGCCUACCUCAGCUUCACAGGUGCUGCGCAGCUUCUCCAGCUCGGCGUCGAAAUGCUCCACCGCUGCUCCUACCCCAACCUUCUCCAAACCACGUCGAAGUCUCCUUUACGUGCCCGGCUCGAGCGAGAAGAUGCUGAGGAAAGCAGACUCCGCAGGGGCAGACACAAUCGUUCUGGACUUGGAGGACUCAGUCGCCGAUCAUCAGAAGGGCAGGGCGAGGGAGGCAGUCUACCACAAGCUCAACGCUCUGGCCCAUCCCGUAGAAGGCAACUCCAGCGGACGAUCGGAGAUGGCUGUGCGAAUCAACCCGCCGUCGGGUAGCGGUCCCUUAGCCGGUGACGAUCUGGAACUCCUCCUGCCGCUGGAGCAGCUGGAGUGUAUUCUUCUGCCCAAAGUCGAGAGCGAGGAGGACGUUCUCUUCGUCAUCAGUCGAGCGCAGCAGCUUCGGCCUAAGGAGGCUCCUCCACUCUCUCUGAUCCUCUCCGUGGAGAGCCCGGCAAGUCUCUUCCGCAUGCCGACCAUACUGGACACUGUCAAGAAGACAGCAGGCGUCUCCACUGCGGGCGUCACCUCGCUGCUCUUCGCCUCGGAAGACUUUUGUCACACCGCGGGAAUCACCAGGACUAGGAGCAGGCGGGAGCUGCUCUUCCCACGCCAACAGUUGGCCCUGAUUGCAAAGGCUUAUGGAGGCUUGGGGGCAAUCGAUAUGGUUUGCAUUGAUUACAAGGACGAAGAGUACCUUCGUGAAGAGUGCAGGGACGGGAAUGAGAUCGGGUACGAUGGAAAGCAAGCAGUGAGUGACAGGGCUGCAGCAGGGACAGCUGAGCCGCCUACUCUCUCCCUACACGAAGCCAUCUUGCGAGCCGUCAAGAUUAAGGCUGCCUAUGAAGAAGCGGUAAAGGGUCACCGAGGCGCAGUUGGAGUGACUGUAGGCGAGCAGACGUUGAUGAUCGAUGCCCCACAAGCCGAUGCUACCCUGGCCAAAGCGCUGGCGGCCAAGAAGCCGAUACCCGAUCCCAGAUCAUCGUAGCUUAUCCUGUCUUAUAUUCCUCGAUUCCUGCGUCACUUUGCUUUCUUCUUCCUAGCCUCGACCGAAACC